AAGGCUGUUUAAAAAUAUUUUAUCAUUUUUUUGUAAAUAGUGACGUUGUGUAGAUAUUAAAUCAGUUGGUUUUAAACUAUAAGAAGCUCUGAGCUGAACAUCUUUUGAGGACACCAAACAUAUUAAGGGAAGAUCAUCUGUUGAUAUUUCUUAAGGAGACCGUUUAUUGGACCAUAAGAAACACUAAUGAAGAUUCCAACGCCUUGUUUCCUGGUUCUCCUGCUGUGUUUCGGGGGGAUGCAUGGCGCGGAGAGCCCCAAGCAGACUUUUAAUGCAGACGCCUCCAAGGGUGAUGUCAGUCAGAAGAGGCCGUCUCGGGCAUCAGAGCAAAAGCCAAACCGCUGUUCUUACACCUUCAUCGUGCCCCAGCAGAAGCUGACAGGUGCGCUUUGCGUGAGCACAGAGUCUGCUCGGGGCAACCACUCGGAGACGGCGGCCCUGCGAGCGCAGCUGGACCGACAGCAAGAACAGCUGGACAGAAUGCGCGGGGAACUGGAGCACGAAGGGACGCUGGCCAAUGAGAUGAGAGUUCUGCGCAGAGAAAGUGUCAACAUGAACGCCCGCAUCACCCAACUCUAUGCCCAACUGCUGAAUGAGAUCAUACAGAAAAAGGAUCAGGGUUUGGAGCAAAGGCGACUCGAGGGUUUGGUGAUAAACGCAACAGCCCAGGUUCUGCAGUUGUCGAGCAGUUACAGAGACCUGGAGAAGAAAUAUGACACGAUCACUUCACUCGUGAGCAACCAGAGCCAGAUAAUCACACAACUGGAGAAACAGUGCCAACUCAAAGACUCCACCAAAGCACAUCAGGAAGCUACACGACUUGCGGUUCAACAGUCAAGUAAACUGGUAAAUGCGAACUCAGAGCCUACAUACGUUGCCAGCAAUGUCCAAAGAGACCAAAGUGACCCACUGCACCACGAACACAGACAGCAGGAAGCGCAGGAGACCUUUGAUGAUUCUUCCACCCUCCCCACAGAUGCACCUUUCAUCAGUUACCCGGUCACAAAGUCUCCAGGACCGUGGUGGGACUGUCAGCAUGUUCUGGAGUCAGGAGAGAAGACCAGUGGCAUCUACCUGUUGCGUCCACGCAACACCAACCACCUGUUGCAGGCCUGGUGUGACCACAGCAGAGCUGAGGGUGGCUGGACCGUUAUCCAGAGGAGACAGGACGGCUCUGUCAACUUCUUCAGGGCUUGGGAUCAAUACAAGCAAGGCUUUGGCAAUCUGGAUGGAGAAUACUGGCUGGGUUUGGAGCACCUGUACUGGCUCACCUCUCAGGUCACCUACAAGCUGCGAGUAAUCAUGGAGGACUGGCAGGGGCGACAGAUGUACGCCGAAUACGACAGUUUUCGAGUGGAACCUGAGAGCGACUGGUUUCGUCUACGGUUAGGCAGUUAUCAAGGCAAUGCAGGAGACUCUCUCUCGUGGCACAACAACAAAGCUUUCACAACUCUGGAUCGCGAUAAAGACGCAUACUCGGGUAACUGUGCUCAUUACCAAAAGGGAGGUUGGUGGUACCACAUGUGCGCCCAUUCUAACUUGAACGGGGUGUGGUAUAGAGGCGGGCAUUAUAGAAGCCGAUACCAGGAUGGCAUUUACUGGGCGGAGUUUCACGGAGGCUCGUACUCUCUGAAGAAAGUGGCCAUGAUGAUUAAACCUGUAUAAGAUGGACAGAAUUGAACAGAUUGACUGAACAUCUCUGCUUACAUGUCUGCUAUAUUCAACUGAGGAUUUUUCUAUAUAAAGACUGUGCCCCUGGUAUCUGAAUAUUUUAAAUCAGAUCUUGUAUUUUGUAUUUGCAUUAUUGUACAGUGCUUUAUUUUUCACUGUCUGUAUUUGUGUAUUAUUGCAUAUACCGUAUAACGUGUAAAAUGAAUACUUUUUUACUCUGAA
This is a messenger RNA of Misgurnus anguillicaudatus (oriental weatherfish), 1893 nucleotides long. It is a transcript of the gene angptl6, whose product is annotated as angiopoietin-like 6. Gene Ontology annotation, biological process: blood coagulation. NCBI's taxonomy places the organism in Eukaryota, Metazoa, Chordata, Actinopteri, Cypriniformes, Cobitidae. The record is from RefSeq and is a predicted model, not a curated record.